Messenger RNA from Symbiodinium sp. CCMP2592, 612 nucleotides. Lineage: Eukaryota; Dinophyceae; Suessiales; Symbiodiniaceae. The record is from the annotation of a GenBank genome assembly.
AUGCGACGACUCGUAGAGCCGAACUCGGACUUCUCCGCACGCCUCGGCUUUUGGGAGCCUGCUGAAGUGUGCGAAGGGGGUGUGUAUGAGGCGGCCUGCAUCACGUUAUUUCGGCGGGAAGUUGUUCGAUGCUCCUUCAGCCACAGCGCAGUUUACGCAUUCUCAAAGCCCGCCGACCUCCGCUGUUCUGCUGGCGCUUCUCCGAGGAGCCAAGAGGCCGCCGAGAGCUCGCGAAGUGGCGCAAAGUCAGGAGGCGGCGCUGGGAAGCGAAGCUCGCACCGUCUUGAAGCGAAUCUCCAGAGAUCGCAGCAGGAACGCGGAGAGCUGCACAAUCGCCUGGCUGUGGCAUGCAGGCAGGCGUCCAGCAAGGAUGCGCUGGGAAGCGCUUGCGAGCCGUGCAGUAGCUGUGCAGAGUCCGCCAUGUCGGAGAAGCGACAGGAGCUUCCUAAAGCGCAAGCGUCCCAACGAGAAAGUGCAGAGCUGGUCGCGAAGGCCGGGCAUCAGAACCGGUGCGAGCAGCGUUCCAACGGCAACUUGCCAAAACAGGGCCAGAUGCAGGUCUGCUCGGAGCGGAAGGGCAUACAGAAGCAGCGCAUCCGUGAACCGGAGUGA